Formica exsecta is the source of this 828-nucleotide messenger RNA. RefSeq lists its product as uncharacterized. NCBI's taxonomy places the organism in Eukaryota, Metazoa, Arthropoda, Insecta, Hymenoptera, Formicidae. The coding region runs from base 1 to 828 and encodes 275 amino acids. The transcript has 2 exons. Gene Ontology annotation, molecular function: catalytic activity. The record is from RefSeq and is a predicted model, not a curated record.
AUGGCGACGGUGGGAUUCACCCAAAUCAAUUUGCACCACAGCAGGGGCGCCUCGGCUGUUUUGGCCAGGAGCAUGGCUGUGGUGCACACAGAGCCCAGUCCAAGGGCCGCGAUUGCGGUCAAGGGACUAGAAGCGCAACUCAUACCGGAAUAUUGUUCCAGGGACGUUGUGGCAGUUACGGUGGAUUUCCUCAGAUUCACCACAGGCGAGACCAGGAAGGUGGUGGUGAGCUCAGCGUAUUUCCCACAUGAAGAGGAGGGCUCGCUUCCGCCAGGACCUGUGGCUAGACUGGUGGACUACUGCCAAGAUAAGGGGCUGCCGCUUAUAGUGGGGUGCGAUGCUAAUGGGCACCACACAGUUUGGGGGAACACCAAUAUUAACAAUCGGGGCAGAAGGCUUCUGGAGUACCUGGUGGCCACUAACCUGGAGAUCCUGAACAGGGGCAACGAACCAACAUUUCAGAAUGUGCUUAGGCGUGAAGUACUUGACCUUACUCUAUGCUCGAACAAUUUGGUUCCGGAGAUUGUCGGGUGGCAGGUCUCAUCGGAGCCCUCUCUCUCUGAUCACAGGCAGAUCGUCUUCAGGCUUGCCAAUGUGAGGACUGAAACAAUCUAUAGAAGAAAUCCGAAAAGGACGGAUUGGGACUCGUUUCGAGAAGAUUUCUCCAAUGGUCUUCGUGGCUUCCCUAAGAGGCACGGGACCGCUGCUGAGGUAGAGCUCUGCGUAGAUCAUCUACAAAGGGCUUUAGUGGGCAGCUUCGAAAAUAAUUGUCCAGCGAGAGCAGUUCGCUCUAAUAAGAAGAUCUCUUGGUGGGGACCGGGACCGUAG